AUGGAGGCACAAUCAGACCUUCCGUCGGUCGCCUACGACAAAGAAGCGGUGUAUACGGCGCUCACCGACUUUGACGAGUCGGAUGCCGAGUUUCAGGCGGGGAUCCAGACCAUCAUCGGGCCCAUGCAGUCGUCGGGCGUCGCGCAGGCGCAGAUCGAAGAGACCAAGAAGCGCGCCAAAGUGUUUUUCUGGUCGCAAAAGACAGGCAACCAGGUCGACUAUGCCGACUACACUGCGUGGCUGGCGAACAAGCCCUCAGCCGCUUCUCAGAUCAACGGCGCCACCACGGAAGAAUCUGCUGAAGGCAGCAGAGGAACGACAGAAGUAGCGGCAGUUGAGGAAGCAAAGGCUGCGGAUAAGGAGCCGUAUCCGGCGUCGUUCGAUGCGAUCGUCGAACUCAUCACUACGGGCAAGACCGACCAGAUCCCCGGUAUUCGCGAUAUCCCACUCAAGAUCAACGAGGAACCACCAACGCAGCCCACAAUGGACCGGCCGCUUAAGCCCUGGGAGAAAGCAGGUGUUUCGACCGACGCGAUCCCAUCCACGACAGCGACAUCAACCGAUGCGGAGGCAACACAACCCAUCGAGCAUGCUUCAUCGUGA
Moesziomyces antarcticus is the source of this 603-nucleotide messenger RNA. RefSeq lists its product as uncharacterized. The record is from RefSeq and is a predicted model, not a curated record. The coding region runs from base 1 to 603 and encodes 200 amino acids. The transcript has a single exon. Lineage: Eukaryota; Fungi; Basidiomycota; Ustilaginomycetes; Ustilaginales; Ustilaginaceae.